UAGCUGAACCUGAACGGCUAGAGUUACGGUAACGAAGAAGAUAAGAGAAGCCUGUGAUGAAAACACGCGUCACCCAAGUAAUCAGUGUUUUGAAGAGAUUUCUCGAACAUUCCACAGAAUUCUCCAGACUCUGAGAAGAAACAUCAUGAAUCCGCCGUUUUUAAGACCAAACUCUUGUAAUCUUCAACUAAGAACUAUCAUAAUAAAUCCAGAAGAAACAGAGCAAAUUUCAUUUUUUCUGAACAAUAUAUCAAUAAGAAUCAGGAAAAGUGAAGAAGCGAAAGAGAGAAGAAGAAGAAGGUCGGAUGGGAGUGGAUUACUACAAAGUCCUCCAAGUUGAUCGCAACGCAAGCGACGAUGAUCUUAAGAAAGCUUAUCGUAAACUCGCCAUGAAAUGGCAUCCCGACAAAAAUCCCAACAACAAAAAAGACGCCGAAGCUAUGUUCAAACAAAUCUCCGAAGCUUACGAGGUACUAAGUGAUCCUCAAAAGAAAGCUGUGUAUGAUCAAUAUGGUGAAGAAGGUUUGAAAGGGAAUGUGCCACCUCCAGAUGCUGGUGGAGCUACUUAUUUCUCUACCGGGGAUGGUCCAACGUCUUUCCGGUUCAACCCGAGAAAUGCGGAUGAUAUAUUUGCUGAGUUCUUUGGGUUCUCUAGUCCAUUUGGUGGUGCUGGCGGAAGAGGUGGUACAAGAUUCUCUAGCAGCAUGUUUGGUGAUGAUAUAUUUGCUUCUUUCAGCGAAGGAGGAGGCGGUGGUGGUGGCUCAAUGCAUCACGGUGGAGCUAGGAAGGCUGCUCCUAUCGAAAAUAAGUUGCCUUGUAGCCUUGAAGAUCUUUACAAAGGAACCACCAAGAAGAUGAGGAUCUCUAGGGAGAUUGCUGAUGUCAGUGGCAAGACAAUGCAAGUGGAAGAGAUUUUGACCAUUGAUGUGAAACCAGGGUGGAAGAAAGGCACAAAGAUCACAUUCCCUGAGAAAGGCAAUGAGCAACCCGGUGUGAUUCCAGCGGAUUUAGUCUUCAUCAUCGACGAGAAGCCUCACCCGGUUUUCACUCGAGAGGGUAACGACCUCGUAGUCACACAGAAGAUCUCACUUGUUGAGGCCUUGACAGGCUACACAGUGAACCUGACUACACUUGAUGGUCGAAGACUGACAAUCCCAGUCACCAACGUGAUUCAUCCUGAGUAUGAGGAAGUGGUUCCAAAGGAAGGAAUGCCAUUGCAGAAAGACCAGACUAAAAAAGGAAACUUGAGGAUCAAAUUCAACAUCAAGUUUCCUACAAGGUUAACCUCAGAGCAGAAGACAGGAGUGAAGAAGCUUCUCGGCUAAAUUGAGUUAUAAUUAGAAGAUUCCGGACAAGGGGAUGUAAACAGAAGAAGAACAUCAAAGCUUCUUUAUAUCAUGUUGGAGAUGGCAGAGAUUGUGAUUAAAUACUGUUAAGACCUUUUUGAUCGAUUUGUAACAUAUGUGCGAUUGGAUACAUCCUAAUAAAUUUGUUGCUUUCUCUAUAAUCAAAACGCUUCUAAA
This is a messenger RNA of Arabidopsis lyrata subsp. lyrata, 1523 nucleotides long. RefSeq names its product dnaJ homolog subfamily B member 13. Lineage: Eukaryota; Viridiplantae; Streptophyta; Magnoliopsida; Brassicales; Brassicaceae. Bases 306 to 1325 code for a protein of 339 amino acids. The record is from RefSeq and is a predicted model, not a curated record. Gene Ontology annotation, cellular component: cytosol. Gene Ontology annotation, molecular function: protein-folding chaperone binding. The transcript is spliced from 3 exons.